This is a messenger RNA of Neocloeon triangulifer, 1051 nucleotides long. Its product is annotated as forkhead box protein L1-like. Lineage: Eukaryota; Metazoa; Arthropoda; Insecta; Ephemeroptera; Baetidae. The transcript is spliced from 3 exons. Gene Ontology annotation, molecular function: RNA polymerase II cis-regulatory region sequence-specific DNA binding; DNA-binding transcription factor activity, RNA polymerase II-specific. Gene Ontology annotation, biological process: regulation of transcription by RNA polymerase II; anatomical structure morphogenesis; cell differentiation. The record is from RefSeq and is a predicted model, not a curated record. Bases 1 to 711 code for a protein of 236 amino acids.
AUGCUGCCGUUGUCGCCGUACCUGUCCUAUGGACCCGCGGCAGGGUUCGCCCUGCAACGGGAGCUGCUCUCGUCGCGCCUGCUCUUCCACCACCCGCAGCACCACCAAAAGCCGCCCUACUCGUACAUCGCCCUCAUCGCCAUGGCCAUCAACUCGACGCACGACCGCAAAAUCACCCUGAACGGAAUCUACAACUUCAUCAUGGACCGCUUUCCCUACUACAGGGACAACCGCCAGGGCUGGCAGAACUCGAUUCGCCACAACCUGAGUUUGAACGAGUGCUUUGUCAAAGUGCCCAGGGAGAAGGGUGCGCCUGGAAAAGGGUCGUUCUGGUCGCUUGAUCCAAAUUGCACGGAUAUGUUUGAACACGGAAAUUACAGACGCAGAAAACGGAAGCCUGCUGCCGUUCAGCCGAGAGCCCAGAAAUCCGCACCUGCAAACGCCGACAAGGGUAAUCUGGCAGGAACUUCAACGAGUGAUAAAAGUGAAAGGGUUGCCAACAACGGUGGCGAUUCCGAGCCAGAAGCAAAGGAAAUUUCCAGCAAAGCCUCGCUAUUCACAAUCGAGAAUCUCAUCAAGAAAUCACCCUCAGAAAUUAAAAACGAAAACCUGGCGCUCCGAAGGUGGAGUUUGGACGACCCUGAAACUUUGAGAUUUUAUCAGCAACAAAUCGCGAGGCAGUGGUGGCCGGUUGUCUGCAGUUCCUCAUAAAUUUAUUGGUGGUGCACGUGUGUGCCAGCAGAAUGCAAAUAAAACAAUUGCUUUUCGCAGCGUUAUUACUUAUGCAACGAAGAGCCUGUGUAACUUCCAGUGCUAGAAUGGAAAUGAGUUUUGCGAGAGAGUGCACGUUAUACCGACCGGAUGCGAUUUACACAAGGCGACAGCGAAGAACACAAACACACGGCGGCAGCUUUUACAUAGAUUAGAUUCUCUCUUCCUUCAACGUGUACGUACUUUUAGGUGUCUCUCCUUAUUUUGUUUAUUGAAAAGUUUGUGCUUAAAGCUGAUUUGUGAUGCUCUUUCCCAAAAGAGAUCUAGUUACAAAACCAAA